GGACAGCAGUGAGCCGCGCAGGCAGUUUGCCGUUGGACCCUGAUCCUGCUGACCGUCUGACCAAUAAGGCGAGGGAUAACGAAGAGACGCUUCUUUUUGUUUCUUUCCUACAUAAACAAGACAAACCUGAAACCAGAGAACCAGGGAAGAAGAUUCAGACAAACAGGGACACUUGAAGGAUGCAGGACGGGAGUUGGAAUCAACCACUCCCCAUUUCAGUGCUGCUCAAGGAUCCAGCAGCAGGUGGGACUUCGGCUGGCGAUGCGGGUGUUUAUUCUGAGGCCUCCUCUGAUGGAGAACACUAUCUUGACUCAUCAACAGAGCUGGAUUCUGAACAUGGGGACUUUGCAGAUCUUACUGCCUUCUUGAGUGCUGAGGAGAUUAAUCUUAGCCUGGACCUGGCCCGGGAGGCCUUCGGUGAAGCAGGUGACUGUGAUGAUCAAGACCCUUGUAGUCUUAAACAACCGGAGCAGGUUCUCCAAUCUGUUCCUUCCUUUCCUGUGCCCUCUCAAGCUACUGAAAACCUCAACUCAAGCCCAAACCGGCACCACCAGACCAAAGCUGCUUGCCCCGACAAAAGUGGAGCAAUUUCAGUUUCCUCCAGCCAAAAUGCUCCCGUCAGCAAACCUGUACAGGUCUCCAGUGAAACUCCAUCCUCAGCUGAGAGGGUUGUGCGGCCCAAGCCCAUCCAGCCUGUGUAUAAGCAAGAUAAGCCCAGGCUAGUUCAUGAAGGCCUCGAACUGAAUGAUCGAUCGGCUUCAGAGUUCUGCAGCCGAGCUGCCACUUUCAUCGAGGAGCUGUCAUCCAUUUUCAAAGGUUCUGCUCAGCAGGUGGAAGAGGAAUCCUCCUCUCCUGACAGUGGCUAUCUAUCUCCAAGAAGCCAGCGGAUUGUCCCCCAGGGCCCAGUCUCUGCUUCCUCCCUCCCUUCAGGCCAACGAGAGGACUCGCAGAAUACCCAGCAAGAGAUGGGAGCAGGGGGUUCUGAGAGGCACCUACAUUCUGGAGCUUCAACAACAUCCGAACCCCUGUCCCCACCUCAGUUCCUCCAAAAGCUGAAGAGUCAGGAAGUGGCGGAGGGGAGCCCCAUUCGUCUGGAGUGUAGGGUCCAAGGAAACCCGCAGCCCCUCGUCAGGUGGUUCUGUGAAGGCCGCGAGCUGCAGAACUCGCCCGACAUCCAAAUCUGGAGGGAAGGAGACCUGCACACUCUGGUGAUCACCGAAGCCUUUGAGGACGACACGGGCCGCUACACCUGCGUGGCUUCCAACAGCCUGGGAGCAGAUAACACCUCAGCUGAGGUUUACAUCGAAGGUCAGGCCUUAAAGCAGUUGUUUUCAUAUCCAGCGUUAACAGCUGCAGGGGCUUCAUCAUCGGACUCUGAGGGAGAAGGAACGGCAUCAAAGUCAAGAUCAGGAGCCAUGCCUCAAGCGCAGAAAAAGACUACUUCAAUGUCCCUAACAAUACGCUCAGCAUCACCCAAAACCCCGGAGGCGCUUCCUCAUCGAUCAACUCUGGUCCAGUCCAUGUCUCAGCCCCCACAGCGGAUGCAGAGCCCGGUUUCAGCCCUGCAUGGUGCUGAGUCAUCAGGCCCUCCGCUGUUCACAAAGCUCCUGCAGGACGUCCAGGCAUCAGAGGGCCAGGUGGUGGUUCUGGAGUGCAGGGUCCGUGGAGGCCCUCCCCUCAAGGUCAGAUGGUACCGCGAGGGGAAGGAGAUCCUGGACUCGCCUGACUUCCGGAUUCUCCAGAAAAAGCCUCGAUCUGCGGCUGAGACAGAGGAGAUCUGCACCUUGGUGAUUGCCGAGGCCUUUCCUGAGGACGGGGGUCUGUUUUGCUGCACGGCGUCUAACACCUACGGCUCAGUCAGCAGCACGGCCCAGCUCACCGUGACUCCAGCUGAGGACUCAUCCAGUAAUGGCAUGUCUGGCGAUAGCUCAGGAUUUGAGGAUGCAGCCUCCUUCCCCCCUCCUCCUCCUCCUCCUUCUCCACCGCCCACAGAGAUCAGCCUCCUGGAGCUGCCACCUAAGGCGCUACCUCAGCCUGGCUCAGACGCUUUCCACGUCAAAGAGCUGGAGAUCUGGCCCAGUGUGUCAGAUCUACCUCCGGUGCAAAUUUGCUCAGAUUUAGAAGACAGGGACAAGGAGAGAGGGCAGGAACCUCUACAGAACGAUCGACCUCCACACCCACCAUCACCUCCGAGCUCACCUAAGGAGGCGCCACUCCCACCCCCGCCUCCUCCUCUGCCACCGUCAGACCUGGCCACAGACAUCCACGUCACCCCGUCGAGUCAAGCCCACUUAGUAUCAGAUUCUCCUCCCACCCCGGGCAAGCUGUCUCCAACCCCUGGGAAAGAUGGUCCUCCGCUGCCCACCAAGCCAAAACCAAAGCUAGCUGACAGUAUUGAGGAGACGACUGAAUACUCCAGGAACGCCGCCCAGCUGAAGCAGUUGCAGGACCAGAUUCUGCUGGAGCAGCAGGAGGCGGCCAUCUGGCAACAGCAGCAGGAGCAGCAGCAGCAGCAGCACAUCCAGGAAGUCCCACCUCCACCUCUGCAACUCCUCCAGGAACCACCUCCACCUGCUCCGCCCUCCCCGCCUCUCCCCCCUCCUCCCUCCUUCCAGGAGCUGGAGAGCAGCACAGCCAUGCAGGCCAGUACCUUCAACUAUGCCCGGCCCAAGCAGUUCAUUGCCGCCCAAAGCCCGGGUGGGGCGGGCUACAUCGCCCGCUCCUCGGGUUCCUCUGGGUCCAGCCUGUCCUCCCCCCUGUCUCCACCCACCCCUCACAAGCACAUGAGCAGGCCCCCAUUCACCAGCACUGGCAGCGUCGAGUCCCCGACCUCUCCUUCCUUCCCGCCUCCUCCUCCGCCCUUCCUCAGCCCGAGCAACUUGUCCUCUCCCACCGGCUCUGCCCAGGAUUUCCCCCCUCCUCCACCUCCUCCCCCUCCCCCUGUCUCCAUGUCCCCAUCCAACUCGGAUGUGUCGUCGCCGUUCUCCUCGGUGCCUCCGUCCCCUGCCUCCAGCUUCCUGUCCUCGGUGUUGCCCUCCACGCCUUCAACACCUGGCAGCCCGACAGUCAACAGCCUGGGCCUUCCCAAAGGCAACGGCACCGUCAAAGUGUUCCCAAGGAAGUCCUCGGUCACCAAGACGCCUCGCAUCGUCUCCGACUCUGACAUCCAGGGCUCAAAGGAUGCUGUCAUCCAGGACUUGGAGAGAAAGCUGCGCUUUAAAGAGGAGCGCAUAAGCAACGGCCAACAGAGGUUAACCUAUGAGGAGAAGAUGGCCCGCCGGCUCCUGGGGGCCGACAACGCCGCCACAGUCCUGAACACACAGGACACAGAGGAGGAGCCGGUCACACAGGAAGACAUGUCAGCUUAUAAAGAAACAUAUCCUCAAAAGGAGUACAAAGUGUCCAGCUUUGAGCAGCGCCUCAUCAGCGAGAUCGAAUUUCGCCUGGAGCGUUCCCCGGUGGAGGAGUCGGACGAAGACGUUCAGCACGACGAAGACUACGCCGGCCAGGGGGUGGCGCCGUCCUUCGACCAGAAGCUUAAACACUACAAGGUGUUCGAGGGGAUGCCAGUCACGUUCUCCUGCAAGGUCCACGGGGACCCCAAACCAAAGGUGUACUGGUUUAAAGAUGGCAAGCAGAUCUCCAAGAGGAGCGAACAUUACAGGAUCAGCCGGGACCCGGACGGUACCUGCUCCCUGCACACGGCGGCAGCCUCACUGGAUGAUGAUGGAAAUUACACCAUCCUGGCAGCAAAUCCAGACGGCAGGGUGAGCUGCACUGGCAGGAUGAUGGUGCAAGCGGUGAACCAGCGCGGCCGCAGCCCACGAGUGGCUCCUGGACACAUGCGCAGGCCCCGGUCCAGGUCCAGAGACAGCGGUGACGAGAACGACAACAUCCAAGAGCGCCACUUCCGCCCGCACUUCCUGCAGGCGCCCGGUGACCUCAUUGUCCAGGAGGGCCGCCUCUGCCGGAUGGACUGUAAGGUGAGCGGCCUGCCCACGCCCGACCUCAUCUGGCAGCUCAACGGACAGACCAUCCGCCCCGACUCUUCCCACAAGAUGCUGGUGAGGGAGAACGGGGUGCACUCCCUGGUCAUCGAGCCCGUGACGAGCCGCGACGCGGGCAUCUACACGUGCAUCGCCAGCAACAGGGCCGGCCAGAACUCCUUCAACCUGGAGCUCAUCGUUGCCGCUAAAGAGAUGCACAAAGCGCCUUCAUUCGUGGAGAAGCUGCAGAACACGAGCGUCGCAGAGGGUCACCCUGUGCGACUGGAGUGCCGCGUGGCAGGCGUUCCUCACCCGCAGAUCUUCUGGAAGAGGGAGAACGAGUCAUUCACGCACAACACAGACCGAAUCAGCAUGCACCAGGACAACUGUGGCUACCUAUGUAUGAUAAUCCAGCCGGCUCUGAAGGAAGACGCUGGCUGGUACACGGUGUCGGCCAAGAACGACGCCGGCAUUGUCUCCAGCACCGCACGCCUCGACGUCCACACUCAGUGGCAGCAGCCGAACCUCCCGAAGCCCAAGAAGGUCCGUCCCUCAGCCAGCCGCUACGCCGCGCUGACGGAGAGAGGCCUGGACGUGAAGGCGGCCUUUUUCCCCGACUCCAGCCCGCUGCCACCCGGCGGCCUGGUGGAGAGUGACGACCUGUAAGGGAACGAAGAUACCCCCCCCCCCCCCCCCCCUUAAAGGCUGCCCUCGAUCCCCCUGCACCCCCUGAGACAUAAACACAGAGCGAGGCAGGGGGGACAGACUGAACUCUUGUCCACCGCCACUGAACUGCAGAGGGGGGAGGGUGCAGCUGUGGUUUCCUUGUUAUAAACCCUUUAUAGUAGAGAAAUGCAUCAAGGCGACCUGGAACGCGAUUGAAGUGCUUUUAACCAGAGAGAAAAAGAGUUAAAGUGCCUCUUGAUUCUGUAAAGAAAUAGAACAAUGCAACGCAGAUUCACUAUGCAUGCCGAAGUGGUGCCGACUGUAGCACACAGACGUAAACUGUAGGUAGCACCCCUCCCCGGGACAAUUCAUCUAAUCUUCACUGAAGGAGAUCGCAGACUUCGACUACGAGGGCCUUGGCAGCGCGGGUCUGACAUCUGCAGUGUCGGGUCAGAAAUGAAAAGGGACAGGAAGAGGUCGGGUAUGUUCUGUUGUAGCUGAAGGUUUGAGGUUAAAGAGAGCGGGGUGUAAGUGGACGAGCAGGUGUACAGUGGGAUGAGAGUGAGGGAGGGAAGUAAGCACAAGCUUUAAAAGAUGAGGGCUCAUUUUUGUUGAUUUUCUUCUACCUUGGAGGUUCGUUUUUUUUCCGGCCGCGUGAAAUGUUAACGUACUCGUGAAAAGGGUGCUGUGCGAGGUUUCAGUGUAGGCUCCCCUGUGCGGCACAGAUUGUACCGUUUUUAUUUUUCUAUUUGCUUUCCCAACCAUCCUAUCUUAAAUUAUACCUUCAUCUUCAAACAAACGAAAAAAAAAAUAUGAAGUUUUAUAAGUAUAUAAUACAUACUGCCUUAAACCACUUAAAUUAAACACCGUUUCUAUUGCAUGUUCUCUUCAGACACCUGUAGUGCCAAGCAGCUUUUACCUGGAUGUAUAAAACAACUUCUUUCAGUAUUCAGGGGUAAUAAACACUCAAAAUAAUAAAAUGGAAAUUAAACGUGUA
Messenger RNA from Fundulus heteroclitus (mummichog), 5649 nucleotides. It is a transcript of the gene palld, whose product is annotated as palladin, cytoskeletal associated protein. Lineage: Eukaryota; Metazoa; Chordata; Actinopteri; Cyprinodontiformes; Fundulidae. The record is from RefSeq and is a predicted model, not a curated record. The transcript is spliced from 23 exons. Bases 180 to 4652 code for a protein of 1490 amino acids.